This is a messenger RNA of Poecilia latipinna (sailfin molly), 2148 nucleotides long. RefSeq names its product phosphatase and actin regulator 4A-like. The annotation marks the transcript as partial. Gene Ontology annotation, molecular function: actin binding. Gene Ontology annotation, biological process: neural crest cell migration; actin cytoskeleton organization. The transcript has 9 exons. Lineage: Eukaryota; Metazoa; Chordata; Actinopteri; Cyprinodontiformes; Poeciliidae. The record is from RefSeq and is a predicted model, not a curated record.
CGUCUCCACUCAUUUCUGCCAGCUUCCUCCCUGAACAGGGCGCCUCGGGUCAGGCAGCCGUGCCCCUGGAGGGGCUCGGGACUCGAGCAGAGCCGGGCCGGCCUCUACCUCUCUCUGCCCGUGUACCUGCGCCACAGGGCCAACCGGACCCGCUCAGCUGAGUUCUCUCAGGCCAGCGGCAGCGUGAUCACCGUCAUUGCUCCUGCUAAACGCUCCCCACCAACCCCACCCAUAAGGACGACCGCCAUCAAGCACUACUCUGUAGACCCCAUCCUCCCCACUCAGGUUCCAGAGCCACCCUCUGUUAACACCGCGGCACCUCCUGCCUCUCCUAAAGGUGGAAGCAGUGAGGACAGGAUGCACGUGACUGUCCCCCAGAGGACGGUGGAGACCCCGCUCCCACUGCCCGCCCACAUACCCCCAUCUCCUCCCAGGGUGAAGGUGCUCCCUCCACCUCCCACCUCGCCUGCUGCGGACGUUCCAGUUACCCAGACGGACCCCCCCACCCUCACCUCGGAGCCGCCCGGCCAGCCUCUGGCCGUCCCGCUGCACAUCCUCAUCAAGAGAGCUCUGAACAGCCCUGGUGCACCCCAGCCCAACCCUGAGAGAUUCCAGAAGGCCCACUCAAUGCUCUUUUUUCCCCCAGAGGACCCUGAAGAGGUGCCGCAGAACUUGCGUCACUCCCUCCCCAUCUCCAUCGAACCUCUCAGGCUGCCAGAAGAUGAUGACUUUGACAUGGAGGAAGAGCUGCAGAAGGUGAAAGCUCAGCGGACCCCCCAGCAGCCAGAGCUGGAACCCCGCAGCAGGAGGGGCCUGAUUGGAGACCCCAGGGUCACAGUUAUACCCGAACAGGGCGGCCACGAGGACGAGGAUGACUCCGACUCCGAUGGGCCCAUCCACUACAGAGACGACGAGGAGGAGGAGGACGACGAAGAAGGCCCUGCAAGUGGGCUGGCAAGCCGUGUGAAGAGAAAAGACACACUGGCUCUGAAGCUGGAGAGGCAGGAGAAGCAUGAGCGAGAACAGAGGGAAGGCCAGGAGAACCAGGAGGGGAUGACCUGGAACAACAGGGAGCAGUGGGUGGCUGUGAGGAACAGGAUCGGCACCACGCUCACACGGCGGCUGAGUCAGAGACCUACAGCGGAAGAGCUGGAACAGAGAAACAUUCUUCAAGCCAAGAACGAAACGGAUCGACGGCUGGAGCGAUCCGAGAUCAAACGGAGGCUCACCAGAAAGCUGUCUCAGAGGCCCACGGUGGCUGAGCUGCAGGCCAGGAAGAUCCUGCGUUUCCAUGAGUAUGUGGAGUCCACCCACGCCGAGGACUACGACCGGAGAGCCGACAAGCCGUGGACCAAACUCACUCCUGCUGACAAGGCCGCCAUCCGCAAGGAGCUCAACGAGUUCAAGAGCACAGAGAUGGAGGUCCAUGAAGACAGCAGGAUCUACACCCGAUACCACCGGCCCUAGCUGCUCACAUCACCAUGCAAAGCACUUAGGAAGAAGCAAGCAGCAGCUUGUUCCAUUUCCUGAAGAUGGCGCCAACGUGCCUGAAGAGUCUCAGGAUGUUGUUGGACUGUGGCAGAGUCUGCAGGAGACGAUGGGCCCAGUGGGUCCGGUGGGCCUGGUGGGUGUUGGAACGGCUCAGUGACUGAACCAUGAGCCGGUUCUGCCUUAACGCUCCUGAACACUGGUAACAGGCUGAGGCCAAACAUGAGACUGGUUCAGAACCAGCCUCUGAUUGACUGUUUUUGUUAAUCACAAUCCCAUAUCACUAGAUGAUUUUUGAUAAAAGCACCUUAUGCUUCCUAACGAGGUUAAAUAAAAACUUAGCCUUUAAUUCUGUUUAUAUUUGAGAUUUUUGAAAGCAGGAAAAUGUACAUAUUUUUCUCUUCCUGCCUGUUUUAUGGUACUUUAUAUAUGCUGCUCCAGAGCUGGAUGCAGCUGUAUGGAACAAUAAUGUAGAAUAAAUAAACUUUGUAUUGUAAACUACUGACUGGAAAUGCUGACAUGUUUUAAUUGUUUAGUGUUUCUCUGAUGUUAUUUCUGAGCAUUAAAGGUACAGAAACUGUAAGCUGUGUCGUCUGCAAACACUGAAUAACUGAUCGAUCUGAUUAGAAAAUUAAAAAAAAGCAAUGAUUUAUGAAUGCU